Spodoptera littoralis (African cotton leafworm) is the source of this 933-nucleotide messenger RNA. NCBI's taxonomy places the organism in Eukaryota, Metazoa, Arthropoda, Insecta, Lepidoptera, Noctuidae. The record is from the annotation of a GenBank genome assembly.
AUGAGUGAUAUUUAUCGUGUUCUUAGUGUUAUUUGUGCUUGUUUGGUGUUUCAUCUUGUUCACUGUCGAAAUGUGACAUACGUAGGCCGGUUGACACCAGACUGCGUGUCCAGCUACCAUAGGAUCAUACUCUCAAGACGAGUGCCUCCUCGAACCUACCUGUACUUCCACGAGGCCAUGACACAGGACCAGAUGAACAGAGAUGGAGAAGAACCGAAAGAAGAGGAUACGGUUGGACAAGUUGAUCUCCAAUGGAGGAUAGUGGGAGGCAAACAGGUCUCCAUAAAACUGGUUCCCUAUCAAGUUCUCUACGGCAUGUACUGCGGAGGCACUCUCAUCGCUCCGGACUGGGUCAUCACUGCUGCGCAUUGUAAGGACAAAGAAAAAUUCAUCUUAGCUGGAUCUACACAGCGGAGUCAGGCCACCAAGUAUAUGAUCUGUGCCCACUUCAUGCAUCCCCUAUGGAACACUACGCACCUUCACACCCACGAUUAUGAUUACCAGCUGGUCCUGCUGGAGCAGUCAGUACCAGUGACUCCCAACUCCCGGCCCAUAGCUAUAGGGAACGUGGAUGAUGUUAGAGAAGGAGAGAUGAUCACAGUCAGUGGUUGGGGACAUACUAAGUACAAGCAACGUGUGAUGCAAGACAUAGUGCGUCGAGUCCGUGUGCCGGUGAUGGCGCAUGAGGUCUGCCGGUCUCUCCCCCUCAUGAACUACAAAACCAUCACUCCGAGGAUGUUCUGCGGUGGAUACCUGAAUGGAAGCAAGGAUUCUUGUCAGGGUGACUCCGGAGGUCCAGCGAUUCUCCACGGCAAACUAGUAGGGCUGGUGUCCUUCGGAGUAGGAUGUGCGAUGAAGGACCAGCCAGGAGUGUACAGCAACAUACCACUGGUGCGCAACUGGAUACGGCAGGUCACUGGCCUGCCACUCUGA